UUGAAAAUUUGAAAUAAUAAUGAAAUUCAUAGCUAAUAACUAAUUAUUUAUGUGACGUAAUAUCCUGUUUUGGUUAAUAAUCUUUAAUAACCAUGCCUGAUUUCCCGCUCAACUGCACUUUGUCAAGUUUGUCACUGAGCAGUACAGUCCUUACUUUAAAGUUUAGACCUUAGUCAAUUUGCAAUCAGGCAUCAGACUACUUUUCAAUAUCUGUUAUUCAUACUUUGCAAGCAAAAAGUCAGUUUAUCCAACCUCUAGCUUAUACACUAUAUAUACUUGUAUGUAUCUUUUUCAUAGUAUGAGUAGGUCACCAAGCCCAGAUCCGGAUAGGAGAGAGGAAGAUCCCAUUCUGCCUCCUGGAGGAGAUCCGGCAAUCCCUCCUGGAGGAGCUCCAGCAAUCCCUCCUGGAGGAGCUCCGGCAAUCCCUCCUGGAGGGGCUCCAGCAAUCCCUCCUGGAGGAGCUCCGGCAAUCCCUCCUGGAGGGGCUCCGCCAGUCCCUCUUGGAGGUGCACCCGUAGUCCCUCCUGGAGCGGCUCUGGGAGUCCCUCUUGGAGGUGCACCCGUUGUCCCUCCUGGAGGGGCUCCAGCAGUCCCUCCUGCAGGUGCACCUGUAGUCCCUCCUGCAGGGGCUCCAGCAGUCCCUCCUGCUCCAGCACUGCCUUUGCUGCACCAGCAAAGGCAGCUCAUUAUUGCCCAAUUGAGGGCUGUCAAUAGACAAAUUUAUCUCAAUCUACCAAGAAGACCUGGCAGGGGCAGGGGUAGGGGAAGGAGGCCAAGACCCCAAGUUGGAACAAAAAAUUAUAACUUUUAUUAACAACAUGUAUCAUAACUUUAU
Molecule: messenger RNA, 835 nt
Organism: Amphimedon queenslandica
Lineage: Eukaryota; Metazoa; Porifera; Demospongiae; Haplosclerida; Niphatidae
Product: bile salt-activated lipase-like
Exons: 2
Coding region: 281-814 (177 amino acids)
Source: RefSeq, a predicted model, not a curated record